AUGGGAAAGCUCAUCUGGCACGAGUUAAGUCGCUACAUCUCCCUCACGGCCAGUGUUUAUGCAGUAUGGGCCAGUUUCUGGGGUUUCUUCUUCCGCAAGUUCUUUUGGGACUUCAUCGGUGGCAUCUUGCGCUCUCCCGGUGGUCUGCAACCGUCACCCAAAUUUUCUCUGUUCAUCAAUGUUAUUGUCAAGUACCCUAUUGUGCAGAUAGGCACCAUGGCCCUCGGGUUUAUUAUAAUCGCGCUGGAAUAUCCUAUCCCCAUCCUCAAGGGAACUGCUAUAUUUAGGAGCAUCGCUCUUAGAGUGGUGUUACUGAUCAUGCAAGCCGCCGGAACGGUUUUAUUUUACCAAUUUGAAGCUGCGCAAUCUUCAGGGGAUCUGUUUUUCUUCCCGUCAGAAGUGAGCAAGCACGAGGAACUUGGGACAGAGUGGGAGAUCCGCAUAUGUACGGCGCUUCAAAAGAAACCAGCCGUGUCCCCACCUGCUGGGGAAGCAGGAAUCACACCAUCUGAUCGGUCGGAUGAGACUGUCAAGAAAUAUGAUCCGUUUGCACCUCCAUACGUCCCGAAUCUUCAUGUUGGUGAUUUACGCGACGAAUCGUCCGGGACGGAAUAUGGUGUACUGUUAAACAAGUACUCGGUCGUUCCCCAUCAUUUCCUUCUUGUAACCAAAGAAUUCAUGCCGCAAAAUUCACCCCUGCUGCCUCAUGAUCUAGUCCAAACUUAUCUGUUGCUCCUUGCCGCCCGCAAAGCACGUAAAAACUAUUUCGCUUUCUACAAUUGCGGAUCAAACAGUGGAGCUAGCCAAAGUCAUAAACAUAUCCAGUUCAUCGAAGUCGAGGAUGAUGGACCUCCGAUCGAAAUAUUAGCCAGAGCUGCGAACCUUGAAGUUUCAGGCAAACCGUUUUCGCUGUCAUCGGUGGGAUACGCUAAUCAUGUAUAUCGGCUUCCGACUCUGUCGAAUAGCGCGUCACCGGAGCAGCUCGAACAAGCGUUGUUCCUUCCAUUCCUGUCCCUCUUGGAUCUUGUGAUUUCGACUGUACGACAUUCCCCGGACUACCCGUCUGGUACCCCCUCCUAUAAUGUGAUCCUAACCCUGGAACACAUGCACUUAAUUCCGCGACGCUGGGAAACCUAUACCCUAGGAGAGUUGGGAGCGACGUUGAGCGUCAACUCACUUGGGUUUGCUGGCAUGCUGAUGGUAAAGAGCGAUACCGAACGCCAGGCAUUAGAACAAGAGAAGAUCGAAACGGUACUCAGAGCUGUCGGUGUGGAAAGCGUUCACGAGUUGCAGGUUGCAGGUACAUCGAUGGAAGCAAUGGAUGAGACAAGUGCUUGA
Suillus plorans is the source of this 1338-nucleotide messenger RNA. Its product is annotated as ATP adenylyltransferase-domain-containing protein. Gene Ontology annotation, biological process: nucleotide metabolic process. Bases 1 to 1338 code for a protein of 445 amino acids. Lineage: Eukaryota; Fungi; Basidiomycota; Agaricomycetes; Boletales; Suillaceae. The record is from RefSeq and is a predicted model, not a curated record. The transcript has 9 exons. Gene Ontology annotation, molecular function: ATP:ADP adenylyltransferase activity; ATP binding.